AUGUUGCGACCCCUCGCCAGGAAGAGGCCACUGAGUAUAGUGCGAGGCAGGUAUGGGCAUGUGUUUUUUAACACUUUUACCAAAGUUUCUGCUAACCUGGUCUCAGAACAGGGUACUGGGACUACUGCUGGCAGGCCAUUGCAGCCGAUAUUUCUAGAUGGCAGGUUCAAUGGGCCGCAAACAACGCCAACGGAUCCGUUUACUGGAUCGCAUGCUGCUGCUGUUGUGAGCAUGACAGAGAAGCGGGAUGUCAUGCAACUGUGGUCGCUUCUGGAGGCGUGUCUUCAAACCAACAAUAAAGUGCGUGCCCUGUCGAUCUUGAAGUCUCUAUACGAGAUAAAAUCGCAUCGUGCUGCGUUUAUUGACGAUUACAACUUCUACUUUAAUGCUGUGUGUGCCGAUGCACGAAGCCUGGGUGAACUGGAGAGAAUGUUAGAAGAGCAACUGAAUGCCCAGUUUACAGACGUUACGUACAACGACAAGACUUUGGCUAUCAUGGUGCAUCAUGCGAUACGGCUGGGUGAUACAGUGCCGAACCUCAAAAUACAUCUGGAAACAUACUUCCGGAUGAGCGAGCAUGGUGUGAAAAGCGUCUGCUCAUACGCUGAUGUGCUGACCAUCUCUGAUUACUCUGCACUGCUAAAUAAGUACAGGACCAUUAGGGACAGAGACAUACCGGGCACAAUCAGGAAACUGGUUACCUCUCAACAGAUGUCCACAGGGGAAACUUUGCUUCCGCAAGUAACGGACGUACCUGAAAAGGAUGUUUUGGACAAACCAGCCACCUUGGACAAGGACGCUACUGUACUCAAAGAUGUAGACACAGUUGGUAUGAAGGUGGUGAAGCAUACUCUUUUGGGCCUGUCCCUGACGAAGGAACAACAGUCGAAAAUCGCGAACCUCUCCUUUGAAGACACUAAAAAUAUUAUGAACUUUGAUGAGGCAAAAUCAAUCGAUUUUUUCCAAAUUUACCAAUCACUUCAAAACGAUGUCGAGAGGACUCAGUUUGAAUCCGCAAUUAAUGAAUUCAACCAAGACCGUCAAAGAGCUCUGGAACUUCGUGCAACCGAUGCAGCGAAGGAACGCUGGAAGCACGAUUUUGAAGAUGCCAAACAGAGAGGUGACUUGGCGAUACAGAAGUCGCUUAACGCAAAGUUGUGGAAAUGGUACAGCGGAAUGCUGCCUAUAUUGAAAAAGGAGAUAGAACUAUGUCGUCAAAUGCAGGCGACUGCGGCAAAGGGUCAUUCCACGAGGGCAGAGUACGCUCCAUAUCUUACAUUGGUAACGCCGGAAAAGAUGUGCGUAAUCACCAUUCUAGAGAUCCUAAAGCUUAACUCUACGGGCGGGAUUACUGAAGGCAUGAGAACCGCCAGAGCCGUGAUAUCUGUAGGCCAGGCAGUAGAGAUGGAGUUUAGGUCCGAACAACUGCUAAAGAACGAGUCACGCAUGUUCAAAGAGGUGAAUAAAAAGUCAAACACUUUCAAGAAGAUAGUGAGAAGUGCCAAAUCCGCAUUCAGGGCUAUGGAAAUUGAAAAACAAAAGUUACUUUGGCCACAAGCCAUCCGUGCCAAAGUUGGGUCUAUUUUGGUAUCCAUGUUAAUUCGUAUUGCAGAUGUUACCGUUGAGGGUACAGACCCAAUCACCAAAGAAAAAGUAUACGGUAAGACCCCUGCAUUCUCUCACAGUUACCAGUACCACAACGGUGUGAAGUUGGGGAUUGUAAAGAUCCACAAAUCAUUAAUAAAUCAGCUAAAUGGUGAAAGGCUGGUCGCUUCUGUACAACCACAACUACUUCCGAUGUUAGUGAAGCCACGUGAGUGGAAGAAUUGGAAGUCAGGUGGGUACUUUUACAGUCAAUCCACCUUAGUAAGGUCAAGGGAUUGUCCAGAACAACUAGCAUAUCUUGAGGCGGCAUCAAAUUCCAAUGCAAUCGACAAAGUUUACGACGGACUGAACGUUUUAGGGAACACAGCUUGGACUGUGAAUAGAAAUAUAUUCAAUGUCGUGUCAAAGGUGUGGAAUGAGGGGAAACCGUUUUUGGAGAUUCCGGGAACGCAAGAAAUUUUAGAGCUGCUACCACCACCACCGAAGGGUUCGGAUCCUGCUGUCAUCAACGAAUGGCGAACCAAAAACAGAUACUUGUCCAAUGAAUAUUCUGCUAACCGGUCAAUGAGAUGCGACUUGAACUAUAAAUUGGAAAUUGCAAGGGCUUUUCUUGGUGAAAAGUUUUACUUCCCGCAUAACGUGGAUUUCAGAGGCCGCGCAUACCCACUGUCCCCUCAUUUCAACCAUUUGGGGAAUGAUAUGAGUCGUGGCCUGUUAAUAUUUUGGAAGGGUAAAAAGCUUGGAUCUCUUGGAUUGAAAUGGCUGAAAGUACAUUUAUCCAAUCUCUACGGUGUAGAUAAAGUGUCGCUCGAUGAUAGAGUCGCGUUUAUUGAGUCACAACUAGAUGAGGUCAAGGACUCGGCAGAGGACCCCUUGAACGGUCGUGGCUGGUGGAAGAAGGCCGACAAACCGUGGCAGGCGUUGGCGACUUGCAUGGAACUGAAUGAAGCGUUGAAGCUAGACAACCCUGAAGAUUUUGUCUCGCAUCAGCCUGUGCACCAGGAUGGGACUUGUAAUGGACUACAGCAUUAUGCCGCCCUUGGUGGUGACAUGGAAGGUGCCGAGCAAGUCAAUUUGAUCCCUGGUGCCAUGCCCAAGGAUGUUUACUCGCAUGUUGCCAACAUUGUUAGAAGCAGGCUACAGGUGUUGGUAGAGCAGGAGAACGAUCCGAUGGCCAAGUUCCUUGUGGACAAACUAAACCGUAAAGUUGUGAAGCAGACCGUGAUGACGCAUGUCUAUGGUGUCACACUGGUAGGUGCAACUUUGCAAAUUGAUAAACAGAUCGGUGAUUACUUCAGCGACCACAGGGAGUCCCUUAAGUACUCCAAGUAUUUGGCGAAGCAUGUAUUUGCUGCCAUCAGAGAGUCCUUUAAAGGUGCUCAUUUGAUACAAGAUUGGCUUGGUGAGUGUUGUAAAAGAAUUUCAAAAUCCGUUAGGUUGGAUGUGGACGAGAAAUCGUUCAAGAAUGGGGACAAAUUAGAUUUCAUGACUUCUAUCAUCUGGACUACUCCGCUUGGUUUACCGAUCGUCCAGCCAUACCGUGAAGUAAGCAAGAAACAAGUUGACACAAACUUACAGACUGUCUUUAUAAGUGACCCCUUUGCUGUCAAUCAAAUCAAUGCGAGGAGACAGAAGGCCGGGUUCCCACCCAAUUUCAUCCAUUCAUUAGAUGCGUCGCAUAUGCUGUUAUCCGCGAGCAAAUGUGCGGAAGAGGGGCUUGAUUUUGCCUCUGUGCAUGAUUCGUACUGGACACACGCUUGCGAUGUGGAGAAAAUGAACAAGCAUAUAAGGAAUGAGUUUGUGACUCUACACGAAGUCGAUCUGAUUGAGAGGUUAAAGGAGGAAUUUGAUGAGAGGUACAGGAAUUACGUUCAAAUAUUGAAAAUUUUGAAGCAUUCACCUCUUGGGAAACAGAUUUUGCAAUUAAGAGCAGAUUUGACAAAAAAGUUGGGGAGACCCGCCACACUUGCCGAUGAGAUAUACGUGGAGAAGAAGAGACAAAUGCUACUACAAUCCGAGUCUCAGGAGGAGCAAGCUGCUGGGAGACAGAUGGUAACGACGAUCUCUGUUGCUGAAACGUGCCCUGAUCUGGAUUUAGAGGAAGGUACACCUAUCCCUGAAAAGACUUCGAUAUUAAUCCUGGUACCCUUGAAGUUGCCCAGCAUCCCACCAAAGGACAAUUUCGAUGUACACGAGGUUAAAAACAGCACGUACUUCUUCUCAUGA
Messenger RNA from Huiozyma naganishii CBS 8797, 3831 nucleotides. It is a transcript of the gene RPO41, whose product is annotated as DNA-directed RNA polymerase. Gene Ontology annotation, cellular component: mitochondrial DNA-directed RNA polymerase complex. The transcript has a single exon. Lineage: Eukaryota; Fungi; Ascomycota; Saccharomycetes; Saccharomycetales; Saccharomycetaceae. Gene Ontology annotation, molecular function: DNA-directed RNA polymerase activity; mitochondrial promoter sequence-specific DNA binding. Bases 1 to 3831 code for a protein of 1276 amino acids. The record is from RefSeq and is a predicted model, not a curated record. Gene Ontology annotation, biological process: mitochondrial transcription.